Messenger RNA from Cololabis saira (Pacific saury), 924 nucleotides. RefSeq lists its product as uncharacterized. The record is from RefSeq and is a predicted model, not a curated record. Gene Ontology annotation, molecular function: transmembrane signaling receptor activity. Gene Ontology annotation, biological process: cell surface receptor signaling pathway. The transcript has 5 exons. Lineage: Eukaryota; Metazoa; Chordata; Actinopteri; Beloniformes; Belonidae. Bases 2 to 823 code for a protein of 273 amino acids.
AAUGAGGAGACCACGCUACGCCGCCUCUUUGGAUGUCCGUCCAGACCAGCAGCAGUUCUUCAGUGGACAGUCAGUGUCUCUGCAAUGUGUUGAGGAUGAACAGACAGCGUUUGGAUGGACGGUUAGGAGGAACAGAGUAGGCCAGAUGGAGGAGUGUGGAGUCACUGAAAACUUCGGGGUCUUGAAAGAGUCCUCUUGUGUUCUUGAUCUCUUGUCUUCGUACUCUGGAUUUUACUGGUGUCAAACCAGAUCUGGAAGGAGGAGCGACCGGGUCAACAUCACUGUGACUCUAAGAGAAGACAGCGCCAUUGUUCUGGACAUCCCUGCACUUCCUUUGAAGACAGGAAGUGAUGUCACUCUGCGUUGCAUACACAGAGAUGGUCUCGCCUGCACAGCUUAUUUCUACAAAAACGGUGAACUUGUCAGUAAGAAGAAAAUUCCAGAAGUCAUCCUACAUGACGUCCAGCAGUCCGACGAGGGUCUCUAUUGGUGCGCUUCCGAUAAGUUUGGAUCAUCUCCUCGUAGCUUUCUGAGGGUCACAGGAUCUCCUCUUCAUCACAACAUCACAGUAUCCAGUCCUCCUCCAGACUCUUCUUUUGCUCCCCCAAACUCUACUUCUCCUCCCCCUUCCUCCAUGUCUGUGCUGCAUCUCCUCCGCCACCUGCUGGUCAUCUGUCCGUACUGCAUCUGCAGCAUGCUGCUGGUGUCCAUGUGCUUCAGGAGGAACCCGGGGAACAAGUUUAGAGUCUCCAUGGAAACCAGCCAGCCUGUUGGAGAUUAUGUUGGCAUUUCUACCGAUGUCACCACCGAGCAUGACUUCUGAUGAAGACUGGUCCACUGUGGGAUGUUUUGUUAGUGACGUGGCUUCAACCCUGCAGCAACAAAUGCUUCAGCUGUUUCUAUUUUCAUCAUGUGAGAAGUCAA